CGCCAACUCAUACAUGAAGCACUAGGAACAACUCGGAAAAACGGAGAAUUGCUAGUCUCUCAGCUCUUAGAUCUAGAGCUGAGAAAAAGCAAAUAUUCUUUGUUGGCUUAAAGAUGCUUGCUCAUCCCCCGACCGGCGCUUUUCGCUCGAGUAAACACGCAUAGAACCCCGCGCACCAUGGGUUGUCCCAAGCUACGAAAUCCCUUUCGAAAGAGGCGCCCCAAACAACAGCCUCGGGAGGAAACCACGAAUCUAUCAAACAUUCCACCACAAAUAUCGUUUAAUGCUCUUUCUGGUACCUGUUCGACGCUGGAGCCAGUAGCUCAACCGAAACCUAAAGCAGAUGCCUUGCCAGCAGAGGAUAAACAGGUUCAAUUGAGCUCUGAUACCAUCCUGCCUCACCUCAACAGGAAAACUGAGAAACGGAAUCUCUGGCAAGAGGCAUACAACACGUUGGAUGAGAAGCAGCGCCAGAAUAUAAAGCCGUUGAAGAAAAAUGACCAGAACGGCGACAAUCACGAUGACAAUGCAACCCCUGUACGCAAAACACUAGAUGAUGUAAUUCGAGCCGUCAAAGCACAAUACGAAAUAAGAAUGUCGAAAAGAGGAGACUCACGACUUCGGGAUGCUGCAAACAAAAUCUUGACAGCCACAUUGAGCUGCAAGGAUAUUAUCAGUGCAAUCGUGGCAUUCGACCCCACUGCCCACGCGUCAAGUGCCUGGACAGUCGUUUCUCUGGGAUUGACGAUGACACAGAAUUAUCGUGAUCAACAAAUGGCUUGGUUUCAAUCAUCUGCCAUCUUGACUGACAUCCUAGCUCGGUAUGCCGUUAUAGAGAAGCUUUACCGCGACGAGAGCUCCGAGGUGAAUGACAGAAUUGAGGAUGCCAUCUUAAGGGUCUAUAUCGCUGUUCUGAAAUAUACGGCAGAGGCAAUGACCAUCUAUCGCUCAAAUACAGGAAAGCGAUUGAUGCGUAGUGUGGUGGCCCUGGCAAACCUGCCCCUGACAGAAAUUCAGUCCUCGAUCGACACAGAGGAAACGCACCUAGGAAAGUGGUUGCAAAUGUUCCAAGAAAUGCAGCGCAAAGAGGAGGCCAAUAAUAUACUUCUUGGAGUUGAUCGAAUUCUUGACGGUAUCCGAGGUAUUGACCAGAAACUCGAUCUCGCCAAGCUGCCGAUAGCUGAAGGGGCUCACUUCAAUUCGCACAUGGAUGAGGACCAGGUUGAAUGCCUGGAGAAUACCCGAGUUGAGCUUCUUGAUGAUAUCACGGACUGGGUAGAUGAUCCCAAGGGAAAGACCAUCUUUUGGUUGAGGGGGGUAGCUGGAACUGGAAAAUCAACAAUUUCCCGAUCAGUGGCGCGAAAGCUGCACGAGAGAGACCUGCUAGGAGCAAGCUUCUUUUACAAAAGGGGUGAAGGUGAUCGCGGGAAAGCUUCGCGGUUCAUCACCACUAUCGUUAAGCAAUUAAUGAUUGCUCUCCCCCACCUGAGGAAAGAGAUUGCGGCAGCCAUGGAGGAUGACUUAAUAGUUUCCACAUCACUGAAAGACCAAUUUGACCAUCUGUUGUUGAAGCCACUUUUGAGCGUAAAACUAAGCAAUGGGCAGCGCCUACCGCUUGUCAUUGUGGUCGAUGCCCUGGAUGAGUGUGAGGAGCGAAGCAUUGAGACGAUCAUUCGACUUCUUCCUCGGGUGCAAGAAUCGAAAACGAUACAAUUGAAGGUCUUCAUCACCAGCCGACCCGAACACCCAAUUUUUGAGGGCUUUGAGCAGAUAGAAGGUGAACACAAAGAUGUCGUUCUCCAUGAGAUUGAACGUCGUACAAUCAAGCACGAUAUGGCUCUAUUCUUUGAGGACCGUUUAUCGAAAAUCAGAAAGAACAAGAAUCUUGAAGAUGAAUGGCCUGGAGAAACCGAGACACAAGCUCUGAUCGACAUGGCAAUACCGCUUUUCAUCUUCGCUGAAACUGUCUGUCGCUUAUUAGGGGACUACCGAUGGGAUCCAGACGACAGCUUGAAAGACAUAUUGAAACGUCGAUACAACAACUCUAAUCUGGAUAGAACUUACUUGCCUGUUCUAGACAAACUCCUCGAAGGACAGGAUCGACGAGCUCAGAAUGAAUUGGUUAAGCAAUUCCGACAGGUUGUUGGGACAAUCGUUGCUCUCGAAAGCCCACUUUCCAUUGCUUCACUUUCAAAGCUGAUAAAUAUGAAAGAGAGCCUAAUUCGCACCAGACUAGACUCACUUCAUUCAGUCCUGAGCAUUCCAAAGGACAACAACAGACCAGUCAGAAUGUUCCAUCUUUCUUUCCGUGAAUUCCGACUUCAUCCAGAGACAAAAGAGAAAACAAAAUUAUCAGUGGACGGGCAGUCAACACAUCGCGAUUUGGCUCAUAAGUGCAUUGCAGUCAUGAUGGAUCCCCAACAUGGACUUCGACAGGACAUCUGUGACCUGCGAAAACAUGGAACCUCUAGAGAUGAUAUUACCACGGAGCAGAUUGAAGGAUGUUUUCCAGCAGAACUUCGCUACUCUACCCGAUAUUGGGUUCGUCAUCUUCACCAGGGAGCUUGGAUUCUUUCUGAUCACGACGAAAUACAUGAAUUUCUCAAAAAGAAUUUUCUUCACUGGCUGGAAGCAAUGAGUAUCUUAGGACAUCUACCAGAAACAAUAGGCAGUGUCAAUAUGUUACUCUCGAUUGUACAGACGUCACACUCAGAUCGAAUAUCAAAAUUUCUUUACGAUGCAAAGCGAUUAACUCUAAAGAAUAUCCAUAUCGCCAAAGAAUAUCCGCUGCAGCUGUAUUCCUCCGCAUUGCUGUUCGCACCAGAAAAAUGUACGAUCAAAAAAACGUUUCUCCACUAUGUCUCACCAUAUUUCUCUCGACUAUCCAGAGUGCCUGAGUAUUGGGGUGCUGAAUUACAAACAAUCGAGGUUGGAUAUCAGUAUUUAAGAUGCUUGGAGUUUUCUCCUGAUGGAGAGUUGCUCCUCACAUCUACUAAUAAACUAAGCCUGUGGGAAGCCAGUACUGGUGACUUACGGCAUACGCUUGAGGAAUCGACUAACCUCGAGUUUGGACUAUGCGCAUUUUCACCAGAUGGAAAGUUAGUGGCUGGGACAAAUUGGGACAGCAGCACAAUACGAUUGUGGGACUCUCUUGCUGGUACUUUAAGACAUACCCUGAAAGGCGAACAUGGUACUAUUGCGAUAGGGUUUUUAAACAAUGAGCAGUUGGUCUCGAUAUCUUUUGACAGAGAAUUGUCAACAUGGAACACCAUAUCCGGAGAGUUACAGCAAAGUGUACGCUUGGAAGUACUACGACAUACACUCAAGAGCCAUGGCAGAGAUGUUUUAUCAUUAGCCUUCUCACCAGAUGGACGGUUUCUAGCCUCAGCGCAUAUGAAGAGCAUAUUGGUGCUUUGGGAUAUAUGUAAAGGAACCGAGCUUAAUACUCUACAGUGCCAUGCUAAUGAUUGCUGUAUCAAUUCUGUGGAUUUCUCUCAUAAUGGGAGAUCGCUGGCUUUGUAUUGUGAGCAAGGGCUGACCAUCUGGGAUAUAUGCCAUAGCCCCAUAUUAUCCACCUUUGCUAGCCGCAAAACGGUCAUUGGGCUAGUCAAGUUCUCACCAGACAACAAGCUUGUGGCUUCCUCAACUUUGGGCCAGGUGACUCUCUGGGAUACCACUCGUUGUGAAGUUCAGCAUGCUCCACAGGGGCAUACAAAGCCAGUAACCACAGUACAGUUUUCGCAAACUGGAGCGGUUCUCGCUAGUAGUUCCAGGGAUAGCAUCGUGAGGCUCUGGGACAUUUCCACGGGCACAGUGCAACGCGUACUACAAGGCCACUCAGAUGCAGCUUCGGGGGUCUCUAUCUCCCCAAAGGGUCACCUUGUAGCCGUGUCCUCAAAGGACGGACUCAUCGAGAUAUGGGACGUAUCAAAUGGGACCUUGCAGCAUAACUUAUCGUCGAACUGUUCUAAAAUCACGAACCGCAUGUUGUUCUCACCGGAUGAAAGCUUGCUUUUGGUUAUUUGGGAUUCCAGAAUGUUCUUAUGGGAUGCGGUUACGGGCACAUGCAAGUGGACCGUGGAGCCGAAGAGACCGGAUCCGCCCAUGUCUGAUGUGACAGAUUCCUCGGACAGUUCAACAUCCUUCGGAUAUGUUGAAACAGUAGCUUUCUCACCAUCUGGAAAUUUUCUGGCCGCCGGCUUUUGGCGUAAGCACACGGUGAGGCUGUGGAACAUUGGGACAGGCAUGGCGGAACAUGUUUUUACAGACUGCUCUACAGAUCAAAUACAAUUCUCACCUGAUGGCAAGCUAUUGGCGGCAGGAUCUGUUAGCACCGGAGUUAAAGUGUGGAGAGUUUCCGACGGCGGUUUGCGGCAGACCUUGGAAAAAGAGGACGAGCCGUCAUGGUUCAGGUAUGCCACGAAGAGCGACGGAUAUUCGUGGCUUUUCGACACCAACGUGAAUGAAUACAGGAUUCAUCCAAAGUCCCAGGGCAACAUCAUAUCGGUGACUGUGAAUUGGAUAGGCAUCGGAAAAGAUAGGUUCUUAUGGAUUCCACCUGAAUAUCGGGGAAAUCGGUACGCAAGAGAAGUUAUUGAGAAUACGGUUAUUUUGGGACUUGAAACAGGUGAUGUGAUUUUUAUGGGUAUUUGCCCCGAGAAGGUUAGGGAGGCUUGGAGCUAA
Molecule: messenger RNA, 4683 nt
Organism: Aspergillus piperis CBS 112811
Lineage: Eukaryota; Fungi; Ascomycota; Eurotiomycetes; Eurotiales; Aspergillaceae
Product: WD40 repeat-like protein
Exons: 4
Coding region: 178-4683 (1501 amino acids)
Molecular function (GO): protein binding
Source: RefSeq, a predicted model, not a curated record